Bursaphelenchus okinawaensis is the source of this 563-nucleotide messenger RNA. NCBI's taxonomy places the organism in Eukaryota, Metazoa, Nematoda, Chromadorea, Rhabditida, Aphelenchoididae. The record is from the annotation of a GenBank genome assembly.
AUGCACUCAUCCACCCUCGUCCUCUGCGCCUUCUUGGGCUUCGUGGCCUAUUCCCAAGCUCAGGAGAUACCUCCACCACCUUUCUUGAUGGGCGAGUCCCCAGCUGUUCUACAAAGCUUCCAGAAGAUCCUGGAACAAGGCAACCAUAUGACUGAUGACCAAUUGGACCGGGAAGUUGAGAAGUGGGUGCAAACUCAAAGUGCUUCCGUUAAGGUAUGUUAACGUUUCAGCUAUAUUACCUUCGUUUUUAACUUUUUUUAAACUUCUAUCCAAAAUAAUCUUACGUGUAUUUCAAAGCGUAGUAGGUUUCAAUUUCGAAUUUUUAGAGCAAAUAUGCCACUUUCAAAUCGGACUUGGCCAAGCACCAAUCCCAAGCUGAGAGUGCCCACAAGGCUGCCGUAGCCAAGUUCUCUGGCCCAGCCAAAGAGGCAGAUGCCAAGCUUUCAGCCAUUGCCAACAACCCAGCCCUAACCUCGGCCCAAAAGAACCAGCAAAUCGAACAGCUCGUCAGCCAACUGCCACCGGCUGUCAGAAAGGAAAUCGAAGACGCCAUGCAAGGCUAG